Zingiber officinale is the source of this 3215-nucleotide messenger RNA. RefSeq lists its product as uncharacterized. Bases 211 to 1581 code for a protein of 456 amino acids. Lineage: Eukaryota; Viridiplantae; Streptophyta; Magnoliopsida; Zingiberales; Zingiberaceae. The record is from RefSeq and is a predicted model, not a curated record. The transcript has 9 exons.
CACACGCGCCGGUUGGUUGCAUUGCAUUGCCUCCGAGCUUAGGAGCGCCGAGAGGUAGAACCCUAGGCCGACUUAUUUCCCUCCUCCCUUCCUACUCGAACGCGAUUUGAAGCGCACAGCCGAGCAUUGGGGAAGUGUGGAGAUUGGUGGGUGAAGGAACUUUUCUCAGCUAACUCUUCCGAUCGGUGAUGGUGUCUACUUUAAACCUCGAUGAUGAAGACGAUUUUGGAGGGGAUGCUCCUGGAAGCCAGACUAGUACCAAACGUUCAGGUAUUCCCUUUUCCUGUUUAUUCUUUUUUUCCUCACCUAUUUGGAUUCCUGUUACACGCUAAACUUCCAGAUGGUAAGCGAAAAUUUGGAGAUCUCGACGAAGAAGAAGAGGACGUCUUUGGUCGCAAGCUAGAGAAAGCUAAGAAAAGAGAGGCUGCAUUUAUUGUCACUUUUGCAAAAAGAGAGCAGGAAAUUGCUGAUCUCAAGUCUGCAGUUCGAGAUUUGAAGACUCAACUGAGACCACCAUCAAUGCAGUUUUCAAUGGAAGGAAAGAGCAAGAAGAGGCUAGCAAUGGUAGCAACGGCUACGAAUGCACCAACUUCACAACCAGUUCUAUCAACUCCAAUUGAACAAGUAGAAAGUUCAAUGCCAACAAAGGUUAAAAGAAAAACUCUUUGCGCCAAACACUUAUGGACAAAACAAGAGGAUGCUGCAUUAGUUGACUGUCUUGUUGAGUUGAGCAAAGAUUCAGUUUGGAAGAGCGAGAAUGGUUUUAGAACUGGGUACUUGUUGCAUUUAGAGAAACUUAUGGCUGCUAAAGUGCCAUCAAGCAAUCUGAAGGCUACCCCUCAUAUCGAGUCAAGGUACAAGCUACUAAAGAGGCAGUUCCAUGCAAUCAAAGAGAUGUUGAAUCAUAGCAGUGGAUUUGGAUGGAAUGAUGCUGAGAAGUGUAUCAUUGUAACAAAGGAUGUCUUUAGUGAUUGGGUUAAGAGUCAUCCGGCUGCUAUUGGUUUAAGGAACAAAGAGUUCCCCCACCUUGAUGACUUGAUGUUUGUGUGGGGGAAAGAUUGUGCCAUAGGAGCUAGUGCAAAAUACCCAACUGAUGCAGUAGAAGAGAUAAAUUUAUGCGAUGAAGAGGCUGACACGUUUGAGUAUGAAAUAGAUGAACAAAUUGAAGAUCACGAAGAUAAAGAAUCUGUCAGAGAUGAAAUAAAGAAAUUUGAGAUUCUAGAUUCUUCCGUGUGCCCAUCAAGCAAGAAGUCAACCACGAGAAAGAAAAAAGGGAAGUCUGAUGAUGUUCUAGGUGACUUGGUGGGAGAGAUUCACAAGUAUAUUACUACUGUUAUGGAGGCUAAUGAGGAGAUGAAGGGAAUUUCUACCUACUUCAAGAAACAAACCGAGUGUAGUGAUAGAAAAAUGAGGAUAUAUGAUGAGUUAAUGGAACUUUCUGACUUCUCUCAAGAAGAAAUUAUGGAUGUCGGGGAGAAUAUUCUCAAGGAUGAAUACAAGGUCGACAACUUCUUCGCACUGCCAAAGACAUUUAGGAGAGAUUACGUGGUGAAGCAGCUCUCUGAGAUCAAACCAAAAUGAAUUUGAUAUUUGAAUUAGGUUGGCACUUAUAUUUUGAUAUACUUUUGGAAGUAUUAUUUUGAACAAAACUUGUUGAAUGAAUGUCAUUUUGGAUUGAACUUAGAUGAUAUAUUAUAUUAUGUUUAUCAAAAUUGCUGGUUGAAUUAGCCCAAAAUGUGAUUUCUAGUCAAGUGACAAAGGCUUGUGUAGCUAGGUAUAUGUUGGUGAAAUUGCUAGUGAAAUUGCUCGAUGAAAUCAUUUUUAAUUGUUGGUGAAAUUACUGAACCGUAUGCACUAGGUAUAUGUAGCUAGAAUUUCGUGACAAAUCCAUCUAUUCCUUUUUCUUUGCUUAAUUGUCUCUGCCAAUGUGCAGUUUAACCUCUUCCAAUUCAAGUUCUUUGAAUAAUUGUACAGGUCCAGUUGCUUUUGAUGCGAGCAGUUAAAGUGGAAGCAUUUUACACUAAAAAAAACAUAGAUUUAUGGACGAAAUUAAUUUAUCACAAAUCAGCAACAAAAAUAGCGAUAAAAAAAGUCGUCGCAAGACAACAAAAAAUUUAGCAACAAAAAUAAUUUAUCACAAAAUUAGUAACAAAACAAUUUGUCGCAAAAUUUAUCACAAAUUAGUGAUGAAUUUUAUAAUAAAUUUUGGAUUCGUUGAACAUAUAAAUUUCGGACAGAUCUCGAUUUAGUAAAUUUAGCGAUGAAUAAUAAAUUUGUUGCUAAAUUUGUGACGAAGUCAUUUCGUCACUAAAUUUAGAGGAAAUUUCAGAUCUAGGGAUCUAAAAUCCCUCCUAGGCCUAAAUUCACUCUAUCCCGAAUGCACACAUGCAGUGAUGUCGAUGUCCUUUGGCUCUCUCCAACUUGCGAAGCAUGCUGAUCUCCUUUGGAUAGAUAAGAUGAGCUAGCUCAGAGAAGUUUGGGUGAUAGUGAUGAUAAUGAUGGAUUUGAGCCAUUUGUUGGUAAUAAUACGAGUCUAUGACUUAAGGCGAGUGGUGGACCGAAAGAGGGAAGAAUAUUUGAAUUGAGAUCUUUAAGUCGAAAUUGUAGAGUUGCUAAUACAUCUUCCACCUCAUUAGCAGUGAGGGCAGAAAUAAAUCAAUUGAUUGAAGAAAUUAACAAUUUGAAAGAGUUACUAGUGCAAAGGAAUCAUGAAAUGAGGCAAAGGGAUCGGGAAAUUAGCGAUUUACGCCAACAACAGAACUUUAUCAUGCAACAUCUUCAGUUAGCCUCCCCUCCAAGUCAGAUUCCUCGUGGUAAUGGUGAUGAUGGUGGUGGCCGCGACGAUGACGACGAUGAUGAUGGUGAUAGUUGUAAUUGAAAUUGUUGGGGUCGCCAAGGUGGUGACAAAUGGAAAUCCAUGUCAGAAGAGGUGAGUGUUUACAUUUGUUGUUAUAGUUUAUUACUCUGUAUUUUCAUCUUAAUUAUCUUACUUUUUGUUUGUUUAUUUUCUGAUGCAUGUUUGUUUAGAAGAGGAAGAAUGUUAAAUUUUAGAAGAGACUGUUUGUUACAUUGUCUAGUUUGAGUUAAACAAUGUUAUGAGAUCUUUUGUUGAUGAUUUCUUAGAUAAACUUUGUUUUGGAAUUUGUUUGUGUACGUUGUAUCAGAUAUUGUAUGAGAUCUUUUUGGUUUGUCAGGUAUGAUAUCAGAUUUUGUUA